Molecule: messenger RNA, 2018 nt
Organism: Zingiber officinale
Lineage: Eukaryota; Viridiplantae; Streptophyta; Magnoliopsida; Zingiberales; Zingiberaceae
Product: indole-3-acetic acid-amido synthetase GH3.8-like
Exons: 4
Coding region: 52-1884 (610 amino acids)
Cellular component (GO): cytoplasm
Molecular function (GO): acid-amino acid ligase activity
Source: RefSeq, a predicted model, not a curated record
AACCAUCAAAAGCCGUCUUUGCUACUUGAUCUGAUCGAUUCGAAUCGAUCGAUGGCGGUGCUGAAGGCGACGAGCACGACGGCGGCGGCGACCACCAAGCUUGGGCCGGCAGCGUGCGAGAAGGAUGCGGAGAAGUUAGCGUUCAUCGAAGAGAUGACGGCGAACGCCGACCAGGUGCAAGAGAGGGUGCUGGCGGAGAUCCUGACGCAGAAUUCCGAAACGGAGUAUCUGCGACGGUACGGCCUCAACGGCGCCGCCGACCGCGUCACGUUCAAGUCCAAGAUUACGAUGGUCACGUACGAGGACCUCCAACCGGAGAUCCAGAGGAUCGCCAACGGGGACCGCACCGCCAUCCUCUCCGGCCACCCCAUCUCGGAAUUCCUAACGAGUUCGGGGACGUCGGCCGGCGAGAGGAAGCUGAUGCCGACAAUCCAAGCAGAGUUGGACCGGCGGCAACUCCUCUACAGUCUUCUCAUGCCUGUUAUGAAUCUGUACGUUCCGGGAUUGGACAAGGGGAAGGGGCUCUACUUCUUGUUUGUGAAGUCUGAGAGCCGAACGCCCGGCGGCCUGCCGGCUCGGCCGGUGCUCACAAGCUACUACAAGAGCGACCACUUCCGUUCGCGGCCGUUCGACCCCUACAACGUCUACACGAGCCCCACCGCUGCUAUCCUCUGCGCCGAUGCCUUCCAGAGCAUGUACGCGCAGAUGCUCUGCGGCCUCAUCGACCGCCUAGCCGUCCUCCGCGUCGGGGCCGUCUUCGCCUCCGGCCUCCUCCGAGCCAUCCGCUUCCUCCAGCUCCACUGGCGCGACCUCGCCGCCGACAUCUCUUCCGGCGUCCUCACCCCCAGGGUCACCGACCCGGCCAUCCGUGAGGCGGUGGGGGAUCUCCUGAGGCCCGACGCGACCCUCGCGGAGCUCAUUGAGGCGGAGUGCGCGGGCGGCGACUGGGCCGGGAUCGUGAAGCGGAUCUGGCCCAAUACCAAGUACCUCGACGUGAUCGUGACAGGAGCGAUGGCGCAGUAUAUUCCGACGCUAGAAUACUACGGCGGCGGGAUGCCGAUGGCGUGCACCAUGUACGCCUCCUCGGAAUGCUAUUUCGGACUCAACCUCCGGCCUAUGUGCAAACCGGGCGAGGUUUCCUACACCAUCAUGCCUAUGAUGGGUUACUUCGAGUUCCUCCCCCACGAGGAAGGUUCCUCCGUCGGUGGCGCAGCACUGCCGCAGCUCGUCGACCUGGUCGACGUCGAGGUCGGCAAGCAGUAUGAGCUGGUCGUCACCACCUACGCCGGCCUUUGCCGCUACCGCGUCGGCGACAUUCUCCAGGUGACGGGGUUUCACAAUGCGGCGCCGGAGUUCCGGUUCGUGCGGCGGAAGAACGUGCUGCUGAGCAUCGAGUCGGACAAAACGGACGAGGCGGAGCUGCAGGGGGCGGUGGAGCGGGCUGCAGCGCUGCUGCGGCCGUGGGGGGCGACAGUGGCGGAGUACACUAGCCAGGCGGACACGAAGGCCAUCCCUGGGCACUACGUCAUCUACUGGGAGCUACUGAUGAAGGAAGGAGAAGGAGAAGGAGAAGGAGAAAGGGGGCGGUUGCCACCGGCGGAGACGCUACGAGCGUGCUGCCUGGAGAUGGAGGAGGCGAUGAACACUGUGUACCGGCAGAGCCGGGUGGCGGACGGCUCCAUCGGGCCGCUGGAGAUCAGGGUUGUGCGUGCAGGCACCUUCGAGGAGCUCAUGGACUACUCCCUCUCCCGGGGCGCCUCCAUUAACCAGUACAAGGUGGCACGCUGCGUCACCUUCCCUCCCAUCAUCGAGCUCUUGGACUCCAGGGUUGUGGAGGCCCACUUCAGCCCCUCCUGCCCAAAGUGGGCCCCCAUUAACAACUAGCUUGUGAUUUCCAUGUUCAAUCAGUAGUCUCUCGUGAAGUGUAAUGUUGGUUAAUUAUAUGUAAUGUGAUUUCAAAAUGUUUGGUCCUCACUUGAUGACUUUGUAUUGCUGAUGUUGAAUAUGUAAGGCUUUUC